Coccidioides immitis RS is the source of this 1625-nucleotide messenger RNA. RefSeq lists its product as uncharacterized. The transcript is spliced from 2 exons. The record is from RefSeq and is a predicted model, not a curated record. NCBI's taxonomy places the organism in Eukaryota, Fungi, Ascomycota, Eurotiomycetes, Onygenales, Onygenaceae. Bases 38 to 1297 code for a protein of 419 amino acids.
CCUCGUACUCAGGUACGUGCAUUGUAUACUAUCAACGAUGGCUUCGCUUUUGGUUCUCCUGUCCCUUCUAAGCCUCCUAGCCCUUGUUGUGCCCCUUCCUCGAUCGACGGUUUUUCCUAUCCUCACUCAUGCCGUCGCGUUCUCGAUCCCAAUAUUAUUCAGGCAAUGCUCAAGAAGGCGACAAAGGCGCGCGGCGAGCAGAGCCACCACCGGCAGUGGUGAGUAUGGCACCGAAACCACCGGGCUGUAUGGCCUGGACCAUGCUGUUCUCAAUGCUCGGUUGAAAUUUCCGCCGGACAAGAUGUGGAUGAAUAUGGGCUAUUGGAGGGACGCGACAGAGUUGCCAGAAGCAUGCGAAGCCCUUGUAGAACGAAUACUCCAAUCUGCAGGGCUUGUGAACCAGAUGCGGGAAAACUAUGAAUUGCCCGGCCGUAAGGAUUCGGGCUUGGUGAAGAGAGUAUUGCUUGACCUUGGAUUCGGAUGCGGCGAGCAGACAUUAUAUUUGAUGAACAGGACUUUUACAGGGACUGUCGAUACGAAAGGAGAUCGGCAGGAGAAUAUGCCUGCUUCAUUAUUCCAGCGUUACGUGGGUAUCACGCUGGAUAAAACACAAUAUGAGUUUGCAAAUUCCAGAGUAACAGCAUCCAGGCAUCACGACGGGGAGAAUGGGAGGCGCUCAAACCAGACCCGGCCGCAUGGUCCAGAAACCGUCCAGCUGUUUUGCGGGGACGCCGCAAAUCCGUCCUCAUGGUCCAGCGAAUUACGACAAGCCAUAGAUAUCGCUUUUGCGCAAGAAAAGGAGCAACAUGGCAAUCAUCCAAUCAAUACCGAACGAUAUGUGCUCGCUCUCGACACUGCGUACCAUUUUAGACCAUCCCGUCGCGAUAUUUUCCGGUAUACUCACUCGGUGCUCCAUGCUCACUUUCUUGCAUUCGACAUCUUCCUCGCAGCACCUUCAUCUCGUCUAAGAUCAGUCUUGAAUAAUUUGCUUUUGCGGUUACUUACGCCUUCUCUCUCAGCUCCAUUUUCUAAUUUCGUUACGCCAACCACAUACAAAUCACAGUUGCGGGACGCAGGUUAUGCUGAAGAGAACAUUAUGAUAGAGGAUAUCACAGAACAUGUGUUCCCUGGCCUGGCAGACUUUUUGGAGCGAAAAGAUCAGCAAUUAAUUUCAUUUGGGCUCUCUGGGUUUUCCAAGUGGAGAAUCUCGGGGUGGCUAUUUAGAUGGCUGUCUUCUGGGGGUAUACUUAGAGCAGGAAUUGUGGUUGCGAAAUGGGCUGGUAAAACACAGGACUAAUCAUGGAUAAGCUGGAUAAAUCGGUUCUGUUGUCGCCUCGCUAGAACCGAAGGUGGUAAAAGAGGGAUUCAUGGACGGAGGAAGAAUGUUGAAAUCACCGUUGGUAUCUGCUGGGAAGAGUUUGUCCCAUUCGCCCUGGGUAAAUUAUAUUAGUAUCUUGCGCUGUAAGAGUAGUUGUGAAAGUUUUGUGUGUAAGAAUCUUGGUCCUCAGGAUACCCGAAGACAUAGGGCGGCGAUUGCGAUAGCAAGCUCAAGUGCGAAUAAGCGGACAGAUGCUUGCUGCAAUUAGUGGUAUCAUUCGUUACAGCGCUACUUACCCAGUCAAUAU